AUGACAUCGGAGACGGGAGACGGGAGACGGGAGACGGGAGAUGAGAAUGCGGAAGCGAAUGCCAUUACUAUCUUUUUUCAACACCUUACUGAUCACUCGGGACCCAUAGGAAUACUUCAGCAAAUCUGGAAAGUCAAGAGAGUCUCCUUGCAAUACAACCAGAGUGGUCAGAGCCGUGGGGUUGCCGAUAUCAUUUUUGUGGCGCCAGACUCUGCGGCCAAAGCAGCAAAGGACCUCAACGGAAUGUUGGUUGAUAAGCGACCAAUGAAGGCAAGCACGACCUCACUCGACAUUGAAGUGGUGGUGGAUGCCAGCAAGGUGCCGGAGCCAACUCCGGCGAAGUCGCUCGCCGACCGUGUUGCGUACGCGAAUCCAAAACGCCCGGGCAAUUCGGAGCCACUGACGAAGACUAGCGCAAAUCCCAAAGCACAACCCAAAUCCGCCACCACCGACAAGCGAGUCACUGGAAAGGAUGGCGCCAAAGGAAGACCUGCUGGUAAGGCUGGAAAGCCGAAGCGUGGUCGCAACGCUCGAGCAAAGCCAAAGACUGCGGAAGAGCUCGACGCCGAGAUGACUGACUACUGGGCUAACAACAACCCAUCUGCCGCUGGAGCCUCUACUGAAGCACCUGCCACCAAUGGUACUGCGCCGGCACCCAACGCCGGUGAUGACAUGGGCAUGGACGAGAUAUCAGUGAGCGACGUCGAAAUCAUCUGCUAA
Molecule: messenger RNA, 720 nt
Organism: Capronia coronata CBS 617.96
Lineage: Eukaryota; Fungi; Ascomycota; Eurotiomycetes; Chaetothyriales; Herpotrichiellaceae
Exons: 3
Coding region: 1-720 (239 amino acids)
Biological process (GO): mRNA export from nucleus
Cellular component (GO): nucleus
Molecular function (GO): mRNA binding
Source: RefSeq, a predicted model, not a curated record